Molecule: messenger RNA, 785 nt
Organism: Bombyx mori (domestic silkworm)
Lineage: Eukaryota; Metazoa; Arthropoda; Insecta; Lepidoptera; Bombycidae
Exons: 4
Coding region: 4-627 (207 amino acids)
Source: RefSeq, a predicted model, not a curated record
CUCAUGCAGAAGUCUCCGGCUGUUCUCAUUCUGAAACGAAAAGUACCGGAUGUCUUCAGUGAGAUCCCAAUGCGCGCCCUAGACAUCGACUACAAAGGGGAAGAAAAGUUAACAUUGCAAGAAGAAUGUCUUGUACCGGGCUGGCACUUUUUUUAUAAAGGGGACAAGAUAUAUCCAUCGCAUAAAUUCCUUUUACAAAGGAAUGUACGAGUACAGUUCAUGAACAUCGUGAAGAAGAGCGAGUGGUGUGAAACGCUUACAAUCAAAUUCCAAAAAGCUCUGAAUAAUUUGGGCUUCCUAGGAUACUUCGAUAAGACAGCGUGUAUCUGCGUUAGAGAUGGUAUGUAUGGUGCCCCUUUAAUAUGCAAAGGGCGAAUGGUCGCCAUGUUAAUGGCCCCCGACGCACAAUGGACCAACUGCACAGGAUUCAGUAACGUCAUGCACUUAUUAUCCAGUGCAUACCUUAAGAAAUACAUGUCGUGUGUGAGCAGUUUAUUUGAAAUGGAUACUCGUGUAGAUUGGUCGAUGCUACAGAAGUCAGUCUAUGAAGAUAUCAAUAAUGAAGAAUACGAUUACAUUCCAGAAAUGUAUGACAAAAUAUACGGGGACUCCUCGUCGAGCGAAUAGAAAAUGCAAUGCCAUUUAUUUAUCUAUUUAAUAAUAAUAUUAAUUAUAUAAUUAAUUAAUUAAAUUGUCACACCGAAAAAAAGAACUCAUACUAUUAUGAAAGGGUUUUGUGUUCACACUGUUCAUUUAAAUCAAUAAAUAAAUAAAUAAAAAACGAA